UUCUACAAUCAACCUUCGAGAGAGAUUCUGAGAAGAAACAACAGUUCAUGAGAGAAGAAUUGAAAGAAUAGAGAUGAACAAGAGAAGCUUUCCUCUUCCACUACGCUAUCUUCAAAUUCUUCAUCUCAUCUUAACCUAAAAGUUAAAUCCAAAUCCAAAUCCAAGACAAGCCCAUCUCUCCAAACUCCAAACCAAGUCAUCUUCCCCAUCACCCAAUUCCUUCUCAAAAAACCAACUAUGAGCUUAGAGGAAUCCUUGAAAUCUCUCUCCCUAGACUACCUCAAUCUCCUCAUCAACGGCCAAGCCUUCAGUGAUGUAACCUUCAGUGUAGAGGGUCGUCUAGUUCACGCACACCGGUGCAUCUUAGCUGCCAGAAGCCUCUUCUUUCGCAAAUUCUUUUGUGGGUCUGAUAAGCCGGCCGCCGGACUUGACUCACCUGUCGGUGCAAGGAUGAGUUCAGCAACAUCGUUGUCGUCGUCGCCGGCGAGAGCUGGGAAUUCUCAGGUGGUGAUUCCUGUGAAUUCGGUUGGGUAUGAGGUGUUCUUGUUGCUACUGCAAUUCUUGUACAGUGGUCAAGUCUCAAUUGUUCCUCAUAAGCAUGAGCCAAGGCCUAAUUGUGGAGAGAGGGGUUGCUGGCAUACUCAUUGCUCCUCAGCCGUUGAUCUUGCCCUUGAUACUCUAGCUGCCGCUAGAUCCUUUGGUGUUGAACAGCUUGCAUUGCUCACUCAGAAGCAAUUGGCAAGCAUGGUGGAGAAGGCUUCAAUUGAAGACGUAAUGAAAGUCUUGAUAGCUUCAAGAAAGCAAGACAUGCACCAGCUCUGGACUACUUGUUCUCACCUCGUUGCAAAAUCGGGUCUUCCAACGGAAAUCCUCGCCAAACAUUUACCAAUCGAUUUCGUCGCGAAAAUCGAAGAGCUCCGCCUCAAAUCUUCCCUUUCUCGCCGUUCUUUCAUGUCGCACCACCACCAUCACCACCACCAGCACCCCGAUCUUAGUGCCGCUGCGGAACUCGAAGAUCAAAAGAUCCGCCGUAUGCGCCGUGCCCUAGAUUCAUCCGACGUGGAACUAGUAAAGUUAAUGGUAAUGGGUGAAGGACUUAAUCUUGAUGAAGCACUCGCCUUGCACUACGCCGUAGAGAAUUGUAGUAGAGAAGUAGUGAAGGCAUUAUUAGAGCUUGGAGCUGCUGAUGUGAAUUACCCGGCUGGACCGGCGGGUAAAACGCCGCUUCAUAUAGCGGCGGAAAUGGUUUGUCCGGACAUGGUGGCAGUCUUACUCGACCACCAUGCCGAUCCAAACGUUCAGACCGUCGAUGGCAUUACGCCACUCGACGUUCUUAGAACUUUAACAUCGGAUUUCCUAUUCAAGGGAGCUGUUCCUAGUCUGUCUCACAUUGAGCCCAACAAGCUACGGCUUUGCUUAGAACUUGUUCAAUCAGCAGCUCUUGUUAUCUCUCGUGAAGAAGGCAACGGUGGAGGGAAUGAGAAUACUCCCUCCACCACCACCACCACCACCACCAUUUACCCAUUUGAUUCAAACAGAAACGAUAUGGUUAAUCUCAAUCUUGAUUCAAGAAUGGUUUAUCUGAAUUUGGGAGGAGCUUCAGGAGUUCAUCAAUUGGGGUGUAAGAUGAAUGGAGAAGAUGAGAAUAACAACAAUAACCAGAGAGAAGACAUGAAUCGACAUGGGUCACACUCACAAGGGUUUCGAUGAUCAUAUGCAGUGCAAUGCAAUGCCUUUGGACAUGGAUUUUUCUCAUGAAAAAGGAGACAUCAAGAAUCUAAGUUUGCUCUGAUGAGUGGGGGAGAGAUGCAGGUCAAUCUUUUCAAACCUGACCUGUCAACUCCUUUUGUAUUUAUUAAUGUUAUCUAAUAUCAUGACUAAUUAAUUAAUUAAGAUUUUUUU
Molecule: messenger RNA, 1902 nt
Organism: Telopea speciosissima
Lineage: Eukaryota; Viridiplantae; Streptophyta; Magnoliopsida; Proteales; Proteaceae
Product: BTB/POZ domain and ankyrin repeat-containing protein COCH-like
Exons: 3
Coding region: 238-1710 (490 amino acids)
Biological process (GO): plant organ development
Molecular function (GO): protein binding
Source: RefSeq, a predicted model, not a curated record